CAUACAACUGUGCUGUUUUUCCCAGUGGCGGAUGGACUGAACCGCUUCAAGUGGAAAACGAUCACAGACGGCAAUACUCUGAAAUGGUGUGAAUUAGAUGAUGUGAAGUGGUGCGCAGGCGCAAACCGUAGGUCUCCAGAAGAAUUAAAAUGA
This is a messenger RNA of Haemonchus placei, 153 nucleotides long. The record is from the annotation of a GenBank genome assembly. Lineage: Eukaryota; Metazoa; Nematoda; Chromadorea; Rhabditida; Trichostrongylidae.